UUCUCUUUUGUCUCCUUCCGCCUGCCGUCCCUCUGUGCCAGGGGUCAAGAUGGCGGCCACCGCGGCGGGGAGUGUGGUCGAUGUCCAGGCUCGGUUUGGCCACUCGGUGAAGGGCCUGCUGACCGAGAAGGUGACCAGCUGCGGCACGGAUGUCAUCGCCCUCACCAAGCAAGUGCUGAAGGGCUCUCGCAGCGCCGAGUUCUUAGGACAAGCUGCCAGAAAUAUGGUGAUGCAAGAGGAUGCUAUCCUGCACUCGGAAGAUAGUUUAAGGAAAAUGGCGAUUAUAACAACUCAUCUACAAUAUCAGCAAGAAGCUAUUCAGAAAAAUGUUGAACAGUCUUCAAAUCUGAGAGAUCAACUGAGCCACCUUCUGAAGUGAAGGGAAAGCACUGGAUAGUAUUUAAGAUCAGCUAGAAACAAAACACAUCUUGAGGAGCAAAAUCCCCAUACCUUUGCCAGCUUCAGUAGCCACAUUUUUUGUAACUGCACUAAUCUAAGUUGAGCAAAUGGAAAGUCAACAUUGUUCUGUGCACAACUCAGGCAUGGAGUGGCAAUUACUUUUUUUUAACAACAGAUGUAUUUUUUGUAAAUGUAUAGGUAUUUUAUGUUUAGUUACAGACUUCAAUUCUCUGUGUUUAUGUUAUUUUCUCUUGAGAAAUCUAAGGCAUAGCAGGAUUCAUUUCCAUGAGUUUUUUUUUUACUUCUGCAGUUCAGAAAUCAUGCAUCUUGUUUAGUGCUUUGAAAGGGUAAAAGUUUUCCUCUUUUAGAUAAUACAAAAACCCAAAGGAAUAUGGAUGUAAAGUUCUUCCUUUACCCAAAAGAGCAAUAGAAAUCUCUUUGAAAUUGCUACAUGCUUCAAGGACCGGCACCACGUUGUGCCCAUUGGCCACAACUGUUUCUUUAAAUCCUGGAAACCUAUAUCAAGCUGUCAGCAAACAGCUUGUGGAUCAGUAUUGUGCUGUGAACCACUAUUUUGUAGCACUGAGGUAUAGGUUUAACCUUGGAACAUGUCAUGUCUAAACUACCUAUAAAACGGUUUACAGAAGGCAGAAGUGUGAGUAAAAAGUUGACCUGUACAAGACUUCCAGUAGAGCAUAUGAUUUUGUGUGGGUUGUAUAUCUACCUUUUCCCUGGACAACAGGAGUAGAAAGUGCUGAAUGGAAAUCAAGGCACUUUCUAUAUUUGCUUUCAAUGCCUAACUUCAUACUGUUUACAAAAAUUAUGCUUCUAAACAUGGCCAUACAGCCCGAAAAACAUAUAACGCCAAAUUAUGCCUACUUCAUUACAAGUAGUAGUAAUACUAAUACUUUAUUUAUAUUCCACCUUAUAUCCCCGAGGGGCCUCAGGACAGAUUCCAACAAACAAAAAAGGCAAACAUUCAAUGCUUUUGAUUUCUUAUUAUUUGGGAAAUUUUCCCACAACUGUAUGAAUGCUCGGUGUUAUGUACAUCUUAUUAAAUAUAAAAAUUAAUUUUAAAUAAACAUGCUUGGGAAGAUGCUGCUCUUUUGUCACUGUACUCAAUAUACAGUAUAUGCUGUGUGAUUGUUAGCAGUGCUGGAACAGCUCCAGUGUGUGCAUACAGUCAUUUUGGCAGAAAAAAAGGUUUAAAAUGUACUCCCUUAAAAGCUGUGCAUCUGUUGUCGGUUUUGACCUUGGGUUGCAUUCUUACACAUUCAUCUCUGCCCCGUGUCUUGAUUAAGCAGCCUUGGCUUCAUUAUGUAAUUCUCUGCAGAUCCAGGAAUCUGUAGAUAUACAGUUGGAGAAGUUUUGAAGAUAUCUCAUUUCUACAAGCUGUUCUGAGCCAAUUUAAAUCAGAAUUAUUUCUACUAACCGCGUUUAAUAUAUACCUGCAUUUCUUGGAAAUGACAUUUUCACUUUGUUCACAUGAGUUGAGGAGAGGUGUAUUUUUACUUGUUAAGAGAAGACACAACUGGAAAAUAAUAAAGUUUAAUAUGUUUUGCAUAAUAAAAAAUAUUUCUGGUUUUUCUGAGGGGGUCCAUUGCUUAUGUAAACUAUAGCAUUGAGAUCCUGUACUUAGCAGUGGUUGGACCUGAUAUACCACAAGGCCCCUUCCAUCUCAGUGAUUCCUUCUCUUGCAAAACAUAUAAAAAUAUGUUGUCGAAGGCUUUUAUGGCUGGAAUCACUGGGUUGCUGUGAGUUUUCUGGGCUGUGUGGCCAUGUUCCAGAAGCAUUCCAGAAUCAUACCUCACAACCUCUGAGGAUGCCCGCCAUAGAUGUGGAUGAAACAUCAGGAGAGAAUGCUUCUGGAACAUGGCCAUACAGCACAGAAAACUCACAGCAACCCAUAUAAAAAUAUUUAUGAGAAAAAUUAGCAGUGGACUGUGGCAUGCUCACCAUCUUAUUUCUUUAGCAGAGUUUUUGUUUCUAUUCCACACUAGUAAUGUUAUUGAAGAAUUCUAUCCUAUUGUUCCUCGGUGUUGUUAUUUGGCUCAGAUUUCAAGAAAAGCCUCCACUCUUCUCUCUUGGGCAAGAAAUACAAUGGACUAUUGAGAUGGGCAGUUGGCACAUUAAACACAUUACAACA
Anolis sagrei ordinatus is the source of this 2545-nucleotide messenger RNA. RefSeq names its product Bprotein-1 related complex subunit 7 (gene BORCS7). Lineage: Eukaryota; Metazoa; Chordata; Lepidosauria; Squamata; Anolidae. The record is from RefSeq and is a predicted model, not a curated record. Gene Ontology annotation, cellular component: BORC complex.